This is a messenger RNA of Saccoglossus kowalevskii, 1012 nucleotides long. Its product is annotated as kinesin-like protein KIF11. Lineage: Eukaryota; Metazoa; Hemichordata; Enteropneusta; Harrimaniidae. Gene Ontology annotation, molecular function: plus-end-directed microtubule motor activity; ATP binding; microtubule binding. Gene Ontology annotation, cellular component: nucleus; spindle microtubule; mitotic spindle. Gene Ontology annotation, biological process: microtubule-based movement; mitotic spindle assembly; spindle elongation. The record is from RefSeq and is a predicted model, not a curated record.
UCAUUACACUGAUUAGGAGAAUGACUUUAUGACCGGUGAGACAUUUAUGUCAAAUUUAACGACAAGUGUGGAAUCAUUGAGAAGUGAACUUGUGAACUUGAAAGCAAAAAUGGAUAAAAGAAAUUCCACCGAUCAAAACCAGUUGUCUGUUGGCGUGACGAAGACGGAGCAAUUCAAUGAAGGGUCUGUGCAAUUUCUGACGAGGGCAUGUCAAGAAAAUGACGAAUACAUUCUGCAACAGAACAGAAAAGUAGAAGAGUUACAAAAGCAUCAAGAGCAAUUUCUACAACGACACAAACAGUGGGAGCAGGAGACAGAAAAAAUGCUUACAGACUCAAUACAGAAGGCAGUGAAGGUUGCCAUGGCGACAGAACUAUCUCGUAUUAGGUCUAAUAGAAACUCAAUAUUAGAGGCUGAAAGAACACAUAAUAUUGAAGGAUUGCAAUGUGUGUAUGAUUCUGUGCAAAACAUGGGACAAACUACUCAAGGAUACAUUGAUGGAGUCAAGUCAUCCGUUACAGAGUUUACGUCAGAGAAUCUGCACAUUCUAAGAACAGCAUCUACUUCCAUUGAACAUGAAACAAAACAGGAAAGCAAUAUUAUAUUAUCAGUUGCUGAUAGUUGUAAUGAUGUGACAGCUACGGCAGCACUAUUUGUCGAAAAUAAGAAAGAUCAAUGCGUUAAAUUUACUGAUGAAAUAAGUCAAGACAUCAGGAAUGUUAAAUGCGAUUUUGAAGAGCAUGCAAAAGCUCAGUUAAGUCUAGUGCAGAACAUCCUUGGUAAGAUUAAAGAUUCCAACACGGAGCGAGAGUGCAAAGUGUCGUGCAUGGAGCGUGCUGUUGAAGACAAAAUGCAAGAACACAAAGAUUGUUUAAAGAAUCAGAAAUCGGGAGUGAAACUUUGGACAAUUGGGAUGGAAAAGCAGAUAGAAAAACGUAAGGAGGAAGUCGAUAGGUUUAUCACAGAGGAGUUAAAACAAGAUGUGCCAACAGUUACAACACCACUUACUUGA